AUGACGACGCCGUUAACUCAUCCGGCUUAUUCGAACAAUUACCGUGAUCGGACUUUUGCCAUUGCAAAAACCAGAAGCGCCAAUGACAGGGCCGUUAUCGAGAAUCCCCUCGCCCAUUUCACGGACGCCGAGUUGGAAUUUGAUGUCCGAAACUUUGCAGAGACCUUUCUCCCUUCCGUGAGGUACCAAGAGUUGCUGCGGGCCGCCAGAGUCGGAAAGGACAUUCAAAUAUACGAUGAGGCGGCCCGACAACCUGCCGGCUACGAAGAGCGAAAUAGACUUGCAGUGAUUUUGACAGAAGAAGAGAAGAUAGCGCUCAGAAAUGAAAAGGACGUCGCAUUCAGUGAGAAAGGAAUGUUGGCCGUUAUCGCCACGGUUUCACUGGCAGCAUUUCUGCAAGGUUUUGUACAGUCGUCAGUCAACGGAGCUUCAUUAUAUAUGAAUCAAUGGGGUCUGAAUCCGAGCAAUGAGACCUCACACCAGAUUACCCCCGACAACUGGAAGCUUGGUGCCGCAAACGCCUCGCCAUUCUUUUUUGCUGCGUUGGUUGGAUGUCCGCUUUCUCUACCAAUCAACUACUGGUUCGGAAGAAAAGGAGGCAUUAGUGUUGCGGCAAUCUUGAUUUUUGCCAGCUCCAUCGGCGCCAUCUUUGUUACUUCUUGGACGCAAAUGUUUGGUGUUCGUGUCAUUAAUGGCAUUGGUAUGGGCAUCAAGGCAGUUAGCACACCGAUCCUGGCCAGUGAAACUGCAGUCGGAUUUUGGCGUGGUUCUGCCAUUCUCGCUUGGCAGCUCUGGGUUGCUUUCGGCAUCAUGAUGAGUUUUGUGUUCAACUUGAUCUUCACGCAAGCGGCGAAUCCGACUACCACUUUUCGUCUCAUCCAAGGCGCUCCUUUGGUUCCCGCAUUCGCUCUUUUGAUAAUGGCACUGUUUGUUUGUCCGGAGUCACCUCGCUUCCACUUGCUGAAGGGCCCUAACUAUAGUGUUGAGAAAGCAUACACGGUGUUGAAGAGAGUCCGAAACACCAAGUUGCAAGCACUGAGGGACCUGUACCUUGUCUCCAAAUCAAUCGAGCAAGAGAACAUGGACUUUGGCGACCUCGACCCUCAAGCAAUGAUGUCGCCGGGCUUCUUCUGGGUCAUCCGUGAUUUUGCAAGACAGUUUGUCCAGCUCUUUCAACGUCGCCGCUUGUUUAAUGCCGUUCUUUCGGCAUCGACAGAGGAGCUGACCUUGGUUAUUCUCUCUGUAGUAAAUGUUUGUGCCUUCUAUUCAGGAAUUGUCUUCCAACAAGCAGGCAGAUCAGAAAGCAACGUCAUCACAAAUAUGGCAUACAGUCUCGGGUUUGCGGUAAAGAGCAUUGACACAUUGGGCCGAAGGAGAUGGUUGCUGCUGACACUCCCCUUCAUGGCGGUGUUUAUGCUAGGGGCCGGGCUCUCUGAAAAUGUCAGAGAUGAUGCAACUCGCAAUGGAGUGACGGCCUGCUUUCUGUUCCUCUUUGCAGUAGCAUACUCACCCGGCCUCGGGCCAAUUCCUUUUACCCUAGCCUCUGAGAGUUUCCCUUUGACACAUCGAGAAGCAGGCACAGCGUGGGCGAUUUCCAUCAACCUAUUGUUUGCCGGGUUAUUGGCCGUCUGCUUCCCGGGCAUCAACUCUGCUCUUGGCCAGAAGGGGUCCAUGGGGAUCUUUGCUGGGCUCAACAUUGUAGCCUAUGUCAUGGUUUUCCUGUUUGUGGAGGAGACCAAGCAACGCAGUCUGGAAGAGCUGGACCACAUCUUUGCCGUCUCGAAGCGAGAGUUUAUGCACUUCAAAGUCACGAGGUACCUGCCGUGGGUAAUUGGAAAAUAUGUUUUCCGCCUCAAAAGGGACGAGCCAAAGCUGUACAGAGACAUGGUUUGGGGCUCUCGACCAGUCGGCCUGAAGAAAACACGCAUCGAACCCUUGGGAGAAGCCCGGGUUGAGUUGCGGCCAAGACGUCCGACUGUCUUCCAAACCCCCAAGUUUUCGGAUACAACUAGACCGAAUAUGGCAGAAAUGGAAGAAAUAUACCCCCCGGGGGUAGCUGUGCCUUAUGCGAGGGAAUACCAGGACGGCCAGACUCCUCGCCAGGGGACCAGGCGCAACGACUCUAGAUUUCAGUGA
Molecule: messenger RNA, 2136 nt
Organism: Metarhizium brunneum ARSEF 3297
Lineage: Eukaryota; Fungi; Ascomycota; Sordariomycetes; Hypocreales; Clavicipitaceae
Source: RefSeq, a predicted model, not a curated record